Messenger RNA from Phasianus colchicus (ring-necked pheasant), 5687 nucleotides. It is a transcript of the gene ARSG, whose product is annotated as arylsulfatase G. Lineage: Eukaryota; Metazoa; Chordata; Aves; Galliformes; Phasianidae. Gene Ontology annotation, molecular function: arylsulfatase activity. The record is from RefSeq and is a predicted model, not a curated record.
CCCAAGCAGACUGUCUUUCACCCUCUCCCCAUUCCCCUCUUAGAAAAUGUUGAGGAGAAAAGGGGAUGUGAUUCAGACCAGGCACAGCAAAGUGAUGGGCAUUAGAGCUGCUGCCUUCAGCUGCGUGCAUUGGGCUGGGAGCAGUGUGACGCAGGAGCUGUGUGCACAGCAGUGCUGUGAGCUGAUUGGGGGAUCCAUGCUUGCAACCUGCAGCUGUGAACUUGGCAUUUAAGUUGUACCUUUUAAAAAAUAAACUCUCAGAGCUUCCAGUUUUAUCACCUGGGCACCACAAACCUGCCUUCUGCUGGGAAAGGGUGCUCUGCCUGCAUCACUCUGCAAUACUAGGGGAGAAAUACGUUUUUCAGAAUGCAGCAGAUCCUUUGUUCCAAGUGAAAUGUUGCCAUUCAUUGUGCUUGUAAUAAAUUGGUGUAUAAUCAUCCCUACUAUCUUUUAUUUGUGGAUGCCAGCGAGGCAAGGGAACAUCUUUUCAAUGGAUGAACGUCAGCAGCAAGUCACCCUGUCUGUUUCUUUGUCAAGACAAAGCACUGAUUGACACAGAUUUCCUCCUUCAGAAAGGAAACCCCACUUUUCUGCAAGAGUAGGAUAAACACAAGGAGAGCAUUUAUACAUGUGAUAUGCAAAUUGUCAAAAAUAGCUCCUCACUAAGAGGCUAGCAAGGUAAAAUGUUUUAUAUUUCCCUCUUGACAGAAGCAAGGAUUGAAUAUGAAAGCAUCUGGCUGACAGCCAAGCCUUUAGCUGGAGCCAGGCUUUAUUUUCAUUGUCUCUGUGCCCUGUAUCAUUUGCUUGCAGCAAGACAAAUGUCUGUGAUUAUACCAAAGCAUGGUGGGGAACAUGCAGCAUCACACCUUCAUUUACACCUUUGGCUUCCCUUGGUGCUGGAGCAGCCCAGUGCAGGGCAGCUUUCCUUGGAUCACAGCUACUGCCCAAAUUUAAGCAGUGUUUGUAGCAGCUAGCUGCAACGAGGGUCAGCUUCCAUCAUUAGGGAGAGAAAAGCCACUGCAUAGAGCAGUUCUCAGCCUGAAGCUGUGUCCCAGGUAGCUCAUGUGAAAAAGUCACUCCUUGGUCGGGCUGCUUUCUCCCAGGCUGUGUCACUGUGCUCUCACACACCUGCAGAAUGGCUCCAGGUCUUGGCAAUGGUGUAGGUUCCUUGAAAGCAAAAAAACUGACAAAAUCCUCAUUUAAAUUCCCAUUUCCUUAGCUGGAGCUCUUUGGAUCAUAUAUUUUUGUAGCGUGGACUCAUUUUUCUCCAUCGUUCAGCUAGACAGCACUUGCAUUUCAUGCAGACCUGGGUGUCUCUCCAUUCUCACGUUGCACUCAGCACAGGUAAACCCAGCUCUUAAUGCAAAGUCUGUGAAACAGGUCAGAGCUGAAAUCAUUACCACGAGAAACAGCGGAUCCAUAACACUCAUAAACGGUGAGAUUGUUUACUGCUCUCAAUCCUGUCCAAAGAACUGCCUGCUGAUGUUUGCAAGCAAGUACACUCAGCAGUGUGCCUCGGAGUGCCUGGAAAUGAUGAGGGCUGGGGGUGUUGCAUGCAUUCAAACCGCCCCUGUUUGCUUUGGACAAAAUCAUCUCAGAGGGGCAGAGGGAGCAGUGCUGUGAUCCAAGCACAGGACUAGAGUGCAGGAGCAUCUGAGCACUAAAUAUAGCAGCUGUGCUCAGUCAGCACAGCAGAUAACAUCCCACAUUGGGAUGGAGCUGUAAGUGUGAAAUUAAAUCCCCAUCUUGGCACUGGGAGAACUGGGAUCCUGUCUGUUCACUGGUUUGUGUCUCUCAGAUGUCUGGGAGAAUGAAAACAUGAAGAAACAAACAAGCAACAGAACACAGUUUGGAACUGUGAGCUGAACUCUUCCUCCUUCUCAGUGAUUUUUAUGGGUCUCUUCCACCUCGGGACAGCCCAUAAUUCUGUGAUCACGCAACACGCCUUACUGAUGCUUGCAGAAGCCUCUGAAGACAAACAGACAUCAUGAGGCUUAAAGACCUGCGUUUGUUUGUAGUUUUAAUGCAAACACCAAAGAAACAGAAGCUGUGAGGCCGCGCAGCUCCCGGCGGGGGAACGCAGAAAACGCACCUACAGAACCCAGACUCCAGGAGCUGCGAUGCUCCGCACAAAGCAGCUGCUACUCGCGUAGAGAAAGAAACCCAUCCGGGUGCAUUUACCCAGUGCAGCGCAGCGAUCACCACCUUCCGCCUAAAGCUUCGCAGCCUUAACGCGCUGCCCGGCUCGGAGGCGGAAGGUCGGCGUGCGCGGCUCCGCCCGUGCGGGGAAAGGGGCGGAGGGGCGGGCGGGGCCCGGGGCGGCUCCGGCUUCGGUGGGGCCUUUUCCGGCUGCGGGGCUCCGUGUCCCGCGUGGGUCCCGUCUGCAGGUCCGUUCGUCGCCGCACGGACGGGAGCGGUUUUGUUUCGGGUACUCCAUCCGCAGCGCUUCGUUUAGUAACGGUCUGUUCAAGGACUCAGUUUGGAAGAUGAUAGGAGGUGGCUGAAGUCGUACCAUGAAGCCUUUUGCUGUGGUCUGACUGUACAGAUCCCAGAACCUAUUCCAGUUGCAGAUACAGCAUGUGCUUCUCAAGUAAAUGGGCACACUGGGAGCCUACAGACUUACUCAGGGGACCUCUUGCAGUACCUGUAGAAGAAAAGACCAGGAGAUGCUUUUUGUGGCAGUAGCUGUGCUACACCUCUAUCCAGCUGAGUCUUGGAAUUUCCUCUUUGGACAAACUUCUGUGACGGAAGGAGUUCCCACAGCGGCGACUACCUGAUGAAGCAAAGGAUUCCUGAUAGUUACCAGCAGAGCCUCGGUGAUCCUUGCCCACGUGGGACACUGCAGAGAGCUGGGAACAAGGCCUGCUGCCAAACUUGUGCUUGAAACCCUACACAGGAAGAGCCAUUUGUCAGAUGUCACCCCAACAGGGGCUGCUGAAUUCGAGUGUGCUUCUGGAGGAAAAAAUAACAGUUUGGUUUUGUGUUUCAUUAGAUAUUUACCAGGAAGGAAAGAAAGUUAAAAGUAGAGUGACAGUGACUUCAAAGAGGGUGUCGGACUUGUAAGAAUAACACUUUUGCUGGUGCUGGUUUUAGGAGUAUCAGCUGUGCCUGUGUUUGAAGGAUGGAGCAGGUGUUUCGGCCAGGUCAGUAGCUGAGGUUGUGGAUGCUGCCAGGCCCCGGUGGAGCAUUUUGGAGUGAACAUCACCCUGUUAGCACCAUGGGAACUCCAGCCCCAUGGUCUGUGCUGCUGCUUGCCGUGCUGAUGGGGCUCUGUGCUCUCCCAGUGGCACAGGGGAAGCCAAACUUCAUCGUUAUCCUGGCAGACGAUCUGGGCUGGGGGGACCUGGGGGCCAACUGGGCCGAGACGAAGGAGACCCCACAUUUGGAUGAGUUGGCUGCUGAAGGGACAAGGUUUGUGGAUUUCCACUCGGCUGCCUCCACCUGCUCACCAUCCCGUGCCUCUCUGCUCACAGGGCGCCUCGGUGUGCGCAAUGGGGUGACCCACAACUUUGCCAUCAGCUCGCUGGGCGGCCUGCCCCUCAAUGAGACCACGCUGGCUGAGGUGCUGCGGGCAGCAGGGUACAGCACAGCAGCUAUAGGCAAAUGGCACCUGGGGCACCACGGCCAUCACCACCCCAUCUUUCGUGGGUUCGACUAUUAUUUUGGGAUCCCCUACAGCCAUGACAUGGGCUGCACAGACACCCCUGGCUACAACGUGCCACCCUGCCCACCCUGCCCACAGCACAGCGCAGCCACCAGCCCCACCAACAAGGACUGCUACACGGAUGUAGCCCUUCCUCUCUUUGAGAACCUCACCAUCAUCCAGCAGCCCGUCAACCUCAGCAGCCUGGUGGAGCGGUACGUGGAGGCGGCAGCGCGCUUCAUCCAGCAGGCAAGGGACAGCAGCCGUCCCUUCUUCCUCUAUCUGGCACUGGCCCACAUGCACGUGCCACUGCAGAUCGCCCCACCACGGGACAGGGGCAUCUAUGGGGCUGCCCUACGUGAGAUGGAUGCCCUGGUGGGAUGUGUCAAGCGCCUGGCCGACAGCUGUGGGAAGGGCAGCACACUGCUGUGGUUCACAGGUGACAACGGCCCUUGGAUGCAGAAGUGUGAGCUGGCGGGACGCCUGGGGCCACUGCUGGGGGCCUGGCAGAGGGCACGAGGAGGCAGCCCUGCCAAGCAGACCACCUGGGAAGGAGGGCACCGGGUGCCAGCACUGGUGUACUGGCCUGGCCACGUCCCUGCCGAGCGGAGCAGCCGCGCCAUGCUGAGCACCCUGGACAUCUUUCCCACGCUGGUGGCCCUGGCUGGAGCCACGCUUCCCCCAAACAGGCGCUUUGAUGGCAUGGACGUGUCCCCGGUUCUCUUCGGGCUGUCAGACGUGGGACACAAGAUUCUGCUUCACCCCAACAGCGGGGCAGUGGGGAAGGACGGGGCGGUCGAGGCGCUGCGGCUGGCUCAGUACAAGGUGUUCUACACCACAGGAGGGGCGAAGGCUUGUGAUGGAAGCAUUGGGCUAGAAGAGCAUCACUGGCCACCGCUCAUUUUCAACUUGGAUCGUGAUAUCCAGGAGCAGGAGCCUUUGGACGUGGCAUCCAGGGAGUAUCAGGCAGUGCUGCCUGCAAUCAGCAGGGCUUAUGCCCAGGCCCUGGAGGAUAUUGCAACAGACAACAUCACGGUUGCAGACUACUCCAAGGACCCAGCAGCAGUGCCCUGCUGCAGCACACAGCACGUGGCCUGCCGGUGCCACACACCCACAUCUCACACAGCCUCGCUGGACCAGCACACGGACAGAAGAGCAACACGGCUUUGUCUGUAAGCAAAUCAUUGCUCAAGUUGCUUCUUUUCCAAUCCUGGUUUCUGUGAAUGGGACUGCUGUUUGUGCUGGCUGCAGGCUUGAGGUUGGCCCAAGAGGGCAGGGAUGGAGGCUGCAGCUCCCCGUGCUCUGUGCCUUGCACAGAGCCUUUCCUCAGCUGUGUCUGAGGGAGCAGACAGAGGGUCCCCUUUGCUGCAGCUCAUGCAGAGCAGCACUGUCUGCUGGCUGGAGCAGUCACUGCAGCACCUGGUAGCUCUGGGCUUUUUGUAGGGCUACAUGUCCCUGACAUCUUGUUAGAUGGGAUGCUUGGUGUGUCCUGCAGCUGCUGUGCAUUGCAUAGCAGAGGUCAGAAAUUGUCUUGGAGGAGUGUCUGAGUCCUGAUAUUUUGAAAGGCUUUGUGUAAACAAGUGUGCAAUGCAGAACUGGGGGAACUACUCCCUGUCAACUCUGUAUCUGCGUCUUUUAGGGAGCUCAGGGAGAGGGUCCCAAGGUCUCCAGGCAGCCCAGCACUGCAGGCAGACUCAGCUUCUGCCAACCCUGAUGCGAUGAUGCAGGGCUGGGUGAGGCUCUUGUGGGACAUUUGUGGGCACAUGCAAAAGCCUGAGGAGCUGCAGAGGCAAAACUGAAGUUGCAGCUGAAACUCAGAAACCACCAGGAUUUCCCAGCAGCUGAGUGAGGGUUUUCUGAAACACAUUUGGACUCCAAAUUACGCACCCAGGUCUUUCUUUGGACAAGCCGUAAGUGGCUUGUUUCAAGCAAAGCAAGGUGUUACAUGAGCCACAGCAAACUGGGAGUUGUAAUUACGGGCAGUGCUGCUGAAAUUAGAGGGGCUGCCCAACCGUUUGCAAUUAGCACUGGCCCACAGCCUCCC